UCUUACUGAUUUCUAUAAUUUGAGAAUAAAGGGUUCUUUUGAAUUUUAUAAUAUGCUCACAUUUUACUAAUUAAAAUACUUAUUAUUGUUAUGAUUGCAGAUUAUAUUGAACAAAGAGUACAAACUAUACCUAACCUAUAUGAUAUCCGUAUAUUUCAACAAUCAUGUCUAGUUCACGAAAAUACAUCAUCGUUGAAUUUAGUGAUGGGCUACAAAUAGUUCCAAAAAACUGGAAAAUAAAUGAUUUGACAUUUUACUAUCCUGUUGGUUUAAAGAAUUCUAAAUUGUAUGACAAUUUGGUGUCAAAAAUGGCUGAUCCAAAUGUAAAAUGUAACAGCAAUUAUAAAUUUGUAUGGACACCACUUACAAUUAUUAAAAUAUAUGGAUCGGAUGAUGACUUCAUAAAUGCUAAACACAAAUUAAAAACGGCGGAAAAUUUCACUGAUAUUAAUACUGAUGAUGAUGUUAAAACACAAAGACGUACUCAUGCCAAAAAAAAAUAUUCAUCAAGUGACGAUGAGGUAUCACAAUCAUUUUUCGACUUGCCUUCUCAAAAAACUCAUGCAUCAAAUCUAAAAAAGAAAAAGAAUAAUGAGGAUAAUGACAACAAAAUAUUUACCCAAUCAAUGUUUAAUUCUUUUCCAACUCUUCAUAAUACCAUAGAGCGUGCCGAUAUUCUUCAGAAUGGAAUAUCCUCUGAUUUACAAACUUCCGAAAACCAUUUAUUUUCUCCUACAAUACACAACACAUCAGAAGAUAAUCAAUUAACAACUUCAACUCACGCAGUAGUAAUAAAAAGUCCUAUUAAAUCUACAAAUAUAACAAGUAACCAGUUGUCCAAUAAUUUUUUGUCUGAAGCUAUUGAUACUGAAUUUAUUAAUGAGAAUGAAUUUAUAAGAACAUCAACACAAAUUGAUAAAAUUAAAAUAACUCCUGUGAAAACUAUGACUAAUG
Molecule: messenger RNA, 954 nt
Organism: Acyrthosiphon pisum (pea aphid)
Lineage: Eukaryota; Metazoa; Arthropoda; Insecta; Hemiptera; Aphididae
Exons: 5
Source: RefSeq, a predicted model, not a curated record